This is a messenger RNA of Anopheles arabiensis, 2893 nucleotides long. RefSeq names its product fatty acyl-CoA reductase wat. The transcript has 10 exons. Gene Ontology annotation, cellular component: peroxisome. The record is from RefSeq and is a predicted model, not a curated record. Gene Ontology annotation, biological process: long-chain fatty-acyl-CoA metabolic process. Gene Ontology annotation, molecular function: alcohol-forming very long-chain fatty acyl-CoA reductase (NADP+) activity. NCBI's taxonomy places the organism in Eukaryota, Metazoa, Arthropoda, Insecta, Diptera, Culicidae. The coding region runs from base 427 to 2013 and encodes 528 amino acids.
UUGAUUGACCAGCGGCCGCAACGGUCGCAACGCAAAGAUUCGCACGCGGUUCCAGGUGACGAACCCCGCAACCGAAAGGUCCGCAUCCGAUCGAUUUCGGAGGCACUUCAGUACGCGCGUACGCUCUCUCCCGCUCUCGCGUUGCUCCAUUCGCUCUCGCUCGCGCUUUCUUUGCCGUGCCGUGCGGACCCACUCUAUAGCCGGUCCGGGUCCAGUGUGGCAGCAGUGCCGUCCGGCUGACUGUAGUCGCCGUUUCAGUCUUUAGCCGAUCGUCACCGAUAGAGGAUCAGCAGUCACAGCAGUGUCCCUGUUGGAUGAAAGUGCAGUUUACCAAAAAGAAGAACAACCGCUAAACCCAAGUGUUGCAAGUGAGCUCUGUGUGUGUGUGUGUUGAGUGUGACAGUGUGACAGUGUGACAGCGUGACGAUGACGGUUUCCAUGUACGACGAUGAGCCGCUGGCACAGACCGGUGGCCAACCGGACCAGCCGACCCCGAUGACGACCGGCAAGAUCGACGAGCAGCUUACCGCCAUCCAGCAGUUUUACGACAAAUGUAACGUCUUCAUUACGGGCGGAACCGGAUUUCUCGGCAAGACACUCAUCUACAAACUGCUGACCAGCUGCCCCGGGAUCGAGAACAUCUUUCUGCUGGUGCGAAGCAAGCGCGGCAAAGACAUCUUUUCGCGGGUGGAAGAAAUCUUCGACGAUGCUAUGUUUGACAAAAUGAAGCAAGCCUGUCCGAAGUACGAUCACAAAAUUCGCGCCGUCGCGGGCGACUGCAUGCAGCCGGGCCUGGGCAUCAGUUCGUCCGAUCGUGAAGUGCUGACGGAGAAUGUCAACAUUGUGUUUCAUCUAGCCGCCACGGUGCGAUUCGAUGAGAAGAUGAAGACGGCAAUGCAGAUCAACGUGAAGGCGUGCCGGGACGUGCUGGACCUCUGCCACGACAUGAAGCACCUGAAGUCGGUCAUCUACGUCUCGACCGCCUACACCCAGUGCCCGCAGAGUGUGGUCGACGAGCGGUUCUACGAGCCGCCGCUCGAGUCGGAAAAGAUGAUCCACCUGACCGACUGCGUCACCGAUGGCAUGAUCGAAAAGAUCACCCCGGUACUGCUCGACAAAUGGCCCAACACGUACACGUUCACGAAGGCGAUCGCCGAGGAUGUGGUGCGCAAAAACAGCCGCGGCAUGCCGGUCGGAAUGUUUCGGCCCGGGAUUGUCAUUGCCACCUACCAGGAGCCGGUGCCGGGAUGGAUCGACAACUUCUACGGCCCGACCGGGGUGAUUGCCGGCGCCGGAACCGGUGUACUGCGGACGCUGCGGGCCGACCCGACCAAGGUCGCCAACAUGGUUCCGGUCGAUCUGUGCGUCAACGGUAUCAUCUCAUCCGCCUGGGACAUUGCCGAGCGGUUCCGAACCGAGAUCCUGCCCGAUCCGGAAAUUCCAAUCUACAACUUCUGCACCGAGCCGAACAAUUGCAUCACCUGGGGCGACUUUACGCACACCACGAUCAAGUUUGGCUCGAUGUACCCGACGAUGAAGGCGAUCUGGUACCUGUGCUACGCGAGCAACCCGAACAUUGUGCUGCACUAUCUGUCCAUCAUCUUCCUGCACUAUGCGCCCGCCGUCGUCUGUGACAUCAUAGCGGUGCUGAUUGGACGCAAACCGAGGCUGCUGCGAAGCUACAAGAAGAUUCACCGCUUUAUGGACGUGAUCGAGUACUUCUCGAUGCGCGAGUGGGAGUUCAAGAUGGACAACAUGAACGGGCUGUGGCGCAAGCUGUCGAGCGCGGACCAGAAGCUGUUCUUCUUCGACAUGCGCCAGAUCAACUGGGACUACUUCCUGGAGCAGUACUUCUGCGGCAUCCGCCGGUACCUGCUGAACGAUCCGAUGGAAACCGUCCCGCAGGCGGUGGUGCGCUGGAAUCGCCUCUACUGGGUACAUCAGGCCACGAAGGUGGUCGUGCUGCUGCUGCUCUACAAGCUGAUCAUGUCCGUUUGGGGUAUGAUGAGCUAAGCGGGCGGCACCAUCGCUCAACCGUACAGUUUUUCUGGCUUUAUAUAUAUAGUAUGUGUAUGUACUACCUGCAUAGAAUGUAAGGUAUUUCACCAGAAGGAAAGGGAAAGGAAGACAAAGCGACAGAUAUGCUAUUUAUGCUGCAACCACCGCGUUGCGUUGCACACACCGAGCUGGACAAGGACGAGCGAAUGCUGCAUUUGCAAUGCAUCAAUUUGAAGUUGUACAUUUAGCAGGACCUUGCGUGAAACGCAACUCAAGCGAGAGCCGCGCAUACCGAUUUCAAGCAGUUUCGGUAGAAGUUAAGAUUAAGUUAAGACAGACAUAGAAGCGUAAGAAACGGUGUGGUAGUACAGAGAAUACGAGUACUCUUAUCGCACGUCCACGGGCCCCGGCACAAACCAAUCAAUUUCAAUCAAGUAGAACUCAUCCACCACUAAUACUCUAGAGCAGGGAAAGGGAAUAUGCUUUACCUUUUUUUCACAUAAGAGUUGGUUUUGUUUUCUUUCUGCUACAUACUACAGCUUGGUAUACACAAACGUUAUCUAUAUUGCAUCGAGGCAGGGUUUAUAGAACCAUACACAGGAUAUGUACCACCAUACACACAGUUCGCUAAGGGUUUACAGUAGCUUUUGUUGUUUGUGGUUGAGUUUUCUAUUUUAUUACCAUUUUAGUAGUAGCAGUAGUAGUAGCGUUUGGAUAUGUGAUUGGAUUGGAAUGACGGGAUUGCGUAGUGCGAGAUCGUACCGAACAUAACUGACCGUUAUUAAUAUUGGCCGAGUUUGGAGGUUUGCUAGUGUGUAAGCGAAUCUUUGUACAAGUAUGUGAAAUGCAGGCGACUUUUACCAAUAAUCAAAUAAAGUGCGUACAAAACAUUAAA